AUGAUUUUCUUGAGAUAAUAAGAUAGGAGAGUGAUGGAGAGGCUGAAGGAGAAGCUGGUGGUGGUGGAGAAGCUGAUGGAGGUGGAGAGGUAAGAGGUGGAGGGAGGGAGAAAUUAAGCGUGGGUUAGGACGCGGUCGCCCACUGUUUGAAGCCGUAGAAAUCUUGCGAAACAGCGGACGAGGUUGAUAGACCGGCGGUGGUUGAGGAGGAGAGGAGUAUCAGGGGAAAGCGCCGCCAAUCCAUUACGACUAUAUAGCCGGACGAGGUUGAGAGAUUGGACGAGGAUGACGAGAGGCCGGACGAGGUUAACAGACCUGUCGUAGUUGAGAGACCGGACGAGGUUGAGAGACCGGACGAGGUUGAGAGACCGGACGAGGUUGAGAGACCAUUCGUGGGUGAACAACCGGUCAUAGUUGAGAGACCGGGCAAGGACUGGUCGCCAAGCGAGGUGUAUACACCUGUGUCGGGCGAGUGCGCCAGCGGCACGAGGUUGAUGAGCGAGGGAUGCCGCAUUUUUAUACUGGAAACCAUAUUCCUGUGCGACUUCGUGCUGGUGCUGAUAAUGCUCGGCAAAUGCAUCGCCUGGUCCACCACCAACAACCUGCUGGAUCACCUUUACAACUUCGACAACGCCUGCACCAUAGUGAUGCUGUACGUCAUUCCCAUCUUGCCGCUGCUGAUUGGGCUGAUACCGAUGAUAUGGUCCAUGUCAAACUACCACCAGCUCCUGGUCCCCAACUGCCACACGCGGGGACAGGCGCUGUGGGUGGGUAAAACAUGCAUGCUGAUGCGGGCAAUGGGCGCCAUAUUGAUCGCAGGUGCCGCGCACCUCUCCGCCGUACUGGGCCCGGCUAUGGUGACCUCCGCGGUGUACCAGAUCUUCAGCGGUGCCGACUAGAGGUAUCACGGCGACUUGCAAUUCCGGAAAAAGAUCGAUCUCGUCCAGCGCGAGGCUCAGUGCUGCGGAUACGUGACCAUGAAGGAGUGGUUCACCACCGUCCAGACGGAUUACCAGUACACGUUUUUAAUGGAGAACGGGAAGCUGACGCCCAUGACCCACUGGGACCACGUUCCGCCCUCGUGUUGCAAGAAGGACAGCAAGCAGCUGUGCCUUCCGGAUAACAUAUACGAGAGGUCCCUUCCCCUCAGCGAGUUCCUGAUGACGGUGAACGUGGUCGGGUGCUACCACACCUACUGGUGGUGGACAGAGGACAGCGUGGCCAGCAUGAGGCCCUUGGUCAUAUGGUGCAUGUUGCAGCUGGGCGUCUUCUGCUUCCUCAUCCGGCUCGUCACCGCCUCCAUGUCCGACGCUUUCCUCAGGGCGAUCAAGUAUAAGAACGGCCCUCUCACCAGACCAGGUCAGGCCUGGCUCUUCGUGACUUCAAGCAUGGCUUCAAGCACGACUCCAAGCACGACUCCAGGCUCGACACCAGGCACGACUCCAAGCACUUCUCCAGGCACGACACCAGGCACGACUCUCACGACACCAAGCACGACUCUCACGACACCAGGUACGACUCUCACGACACCAAGCACGACUCUCACGACACCAGGUACGACUCUCACGACACCAGGCACGACUCUCACGACACCAAGCACGACUCUCACGACACCAGGUACGACUCUCACGACACCAGGCACGACUCUCACGACACCAGGCACGACUCUCACGACACCAGGCACGACUCUCACGACACCAGGCACGACUCUCACGGCACCAGGCACGACUCUCACGACACCAGGCACGACUCUCACGGCACCAGGCACGACUCUCACGACACCAGGCACGACUCUCACGACACCAGGCACGACUCUCACGGCACCAGGCACGACUCUCACGACACCAGGCACGACUCCAGGCCUGUAGAGUUUGCCUGAGUGGACCACUGCCUCUGGAAGCAGUACUCCCUACGCAAGCAACACACCGGUCAGGUCUUAUCAGUGAGAAUACUGGAAAUAUUCUCCAUUCUUUAAAAUGGGUAUUACAUUUGUAUUACAACUAUUUUUUU
This is a messenger RNA of Procambarus clarkii (red swamp crayfish), 2010 nucleotides long. Lineage: Eukaryota; Metazoa; Arthropoda; Malacostraca; Decapoda; Cambaridae. The record is from RefSeq and is a predicted model, not a curated record.